AUGAUGGCAGAACGAAAGAUUAGCAGCAAUGGAGGAGAUGUUGUUAUCAAUGUUUCAGGUGAAGAAGCAUCAAAGGUUUCUCCAAGGCAUUCCAAGGAUAUGGCUUCACCAAGGCAUUCCAAGGGAAUGGCCUCACCAGAGUCUGAGAAAGCAGUUCCCAUCAGUAAAAGCCCUUCUCCUGAAAUCUCUAAGCUUGUUGGUAGUCCUAACAAGCCUCCUAGAUCUCCAAGUCCUAACAAUGAGGGUCUAACUCAAAGGAAAUCUUUUGCGAGGUCUGUUUACUCGAAACCUAAGUCCCGGUUUGUGGAACCAAAUUGUCCUGUAGACCCAAGUAAGCUAAAGGAAGAUGCUAGGGAACUUGGUGUUGCUUUCUCUUUUAGUAGAGGUUCUCCAAAUAACAAAUCGAAUAGGAGUGACGGGUCAGCAACACCGCAAACUCCAAGUAAAGCGGUUGUUGGGAAAGACGAAGAUGAGGAAAUCUACAAAAAGGUUAAGCUGAACAGAGAGAAGCGUAGUAGGAUAAGUGCAUUGGCAUUGAUAGAGUCUGCUUUCUUUGUGGUGAUUUUGAGUGCUUUGGUUGCUAGUUUAACCGUUGAUGUCCUGAAACAUUAUCACUUCUGGGGACUAGAAGUCUGGAAAUGGUGUGUGCUUGUGAUGGUUAUAUUCAGCGGAAUGUUGGUGACGAAUUGGUUCAUGCGUUUGGUUGUGUUCCUCAUUGAAGCAAACUUUCUUUUGAGGAGAAAAGUGCUAUACUUUGUGCACGGCUUGAAGAAGAGCGUCCAAGUCUUCAUAUGGCUCAUCUUGAUACUUGUUGCUUGGUUAUUGCUGUUCAACCGCGAUGUUCAUCGAUCCCAUGCAGCCUCUAAAAUCCUCAAAGUUUUAACCAUGACUCUUAUUUCCCUUCUAACGGGGUCAUUCCUUUGGCUGCUUAAAACACUGAUGUUGAAAAUCUUGGCUGCGAAUUUCAACGUCAAUAACUUUUUCGACAGGAUUCAAGAUUCGGUCUUUCAUCAGUAUGUUCUACAAACGCUCUCGGGUCCUCCACUUAUCGAACAAGCAGAGAGGGUUGGGCGUGAGCCAACCACAGGCCAUUUGAGUUUCACGACCGUGGAGAAGAAAGGAAAGGUUAAAGAGAAGAAACUGAUUGACAUGGGGAAAGUUCAUAGGAUGAAGCGUGAAAAGGUUUCCGCUUGGAAUAUGCGGGUUUUGGUAGAAGCGGUUAGAACUUCAGGUCUCUCUACAAUCUCUGACACAUUGGAUGAAACAGCAUACGGCGAUGGGAAAGAGAAAACUGAUAAAGAGAUUACCAAUGAGAUGGAGGCUUUGGCUGCUGCUUACCAUGUCUUCAGAAAUGUUGCUCAGCAUUGCUUCGAUUACAUAGAGGAAGAAGACUUGCUUAGGUUCAUGAUUAAAGAAGAAGCUGAUCUUGUAUUCCCUUUGUUUGAUGGUGCGGUGGAGACCGGGAGAAUCACCAGAAAAGCUUUGAAUGAAUGGGCGGUUAAGGUGUACCAGAGCCGGAAAGCUCUAGCUCAUUCCUUAAACGAUACAAAAACAGCGGUUAAGCAGCUAAACAAACUCGUGACAGGGAUCUUGAUCGUGAUCACCCUCGUCAUAUGGCUGCUGCUUCUUGAAGUAGCAACGACUAAGGUUUUGCUGUUUUUCUCCACCCAACUUGUGGCUCUGGCUUUUAUAAUCGGAAGCACUUGCAAAAACCUGUUUGAAUCCAUCAUCUUUGUCUUCGUUAUGCAUCCUUACGAUGUCGGUGACCGCUGCGUCAUAGAUGGUACACCGUUGCUGGUUGAAGAAAUGAACCUGUUAACAACGGUGUUCUUGAAGCUUGACAACGAGAAAGUGUACUAUCCGAACGCUGUUCUGGCCACGAAACCGAUAAGCAAUUACUUCAGAAGUCCGGAUAUGGGAGAUACAAUAGAAUUCUCCAUCGCGUUUUCGACGCCAGUCUCAAAGAUUGCACAUCUUAAAGAAAAAAUCGCCGAUUACUUGGAGCAGAAUCCGCAGCAUUGGGCAGUGAUACACACGGUGGUGGUGAAAGAGAUAGAGAACAUGAACAAGCUAAAGAUGGCUCUGUAUUGUAACCACACCAUCACGUUUCAGGAAUACAGAGAGAGGAAUAUCAGAAGAACUGAACUUUGUUUGGCGAUUAAGAAGAUGUUGGAGGGUCUUCACAUUGAUUACACUCUGCUUCCUCAAGAAGUUCUCCUCACCAAUAAGACCUGA
Molecule: messenger RNA, 2235 nt
Organism: Arabis nemorensis
Lineage: Eukaryota; Viridiplantae; Streptophyta; Magnoliopsida; Brassicales; Brassicaceae
Source: the annotation of a GenBank genome assembly